AUGCAGGGCUUCCCCGGAGGAAGUGCGGGCCGAGCGCUGUCCCCUGUGGACAGGCAGACGCUUCUGGUCUGCAGCUUUAUCCUGGCAGCAGCUUUGGGCCAAAUGAAUUUCACAGGUGACCAGGUUCUUCGAGUCCUGGCUAAAAAUGAGAAGCAGCUUUCACUUCUCAGGGAUCUGGAGGGCCUGAAGUCCCAGAAGGUGGACUUCUGGCGUGGCCCAGCCAGGCCCAGCCUUCCUGUGGAUAUGAGGGUUCCUUUCUCUGCACUGAAGGACAUCAAAGCUUACCUGGAGUCUCAUGGCCUUGCUUACAGCAUCAUGAUAAAGGACAUCCAGGUGCUGCUGGACGAGGAGAGAGAAGCCAUGGCGAAAUCCCGCCGGCUGGAGCGCAGCACCAGUAGCUUCAGUUACUCCUCGUAUCACACCCUGGAGGAGAUAUAUACCUGGAUCGACAACUUUGUAACUGAGCAUUCAGAUAUUGUCUCAAAAAUUCAGAUUGGCCACAGCUUUGAAAAUCGGUCCAUUCUUGUUCUGAAGUUCAGCACUGGAGGUUCUCAGCGCCCAGCCAUCUGGAUCGACACUGGAAUCCACUCCCGGGAGUGGAUCACCCAUGCCACCGGCAUCUGGACUGCCAGGAAGAUUGUCAAUGAAUAUGGCAAAGCCCGCAUCGUGACAGACGUACUGAACGCCAUGGACAUCUUCAUGGAGAUUGUCUCCAACCCUGAUGGGUUUGCUUAUACCCACAGCAUGAACCGCUUGUGGCGGAAGAACAAGUCCAGCAGACCCGGAAUCUUCUGCAUUGGUGUGGAUCUUAACAGGAACUGGAAGUCAGGCUUUGGAGGAAAUGGUUCUAACAACAACCCCUGCUCAGAGACUUAUCAUGGGCCCUCCCCUCAGUCAGAGCCAGAAGUGGCUGCCAUUGUGGACUUCAUCAUGUCCCACGGGAACAUCAAGGCUCUGAUCUCCAUCCACAGCUACUCUCAGAUGCUCAUGUACCCCUAUGGCCACUCUCUGGAGCCUGUUUCAAACCAGGAAGAGUUGAUGUGGCCAGUGGGAUCACUGUCGACUGGGCCUAUGACAGUGGCAUCAAGUACUCCUUCACCUUCGAGCUCCGUGACACGGGGCACUAUGGCUUCCUGCUGCCGGCCACCCAGAUUAUCCCCACAGCCCAGGAGACGUGGAUGGCCAUUUGGACCAUCAUGGAGCACACGCUUAAUCACCCCUACUGACAAUACUGCUGAGGGCAGAGCCAGAGGGUUUGUCUUCUUUCCCAAGGCCUGGGCUCCUCCUGAAACCCAAGUUAUGGAUCCCUUCCCCACCCCUGCCCUGACUCCUUAG
Molecule: messenger RNA, 1335 nt
Organism: Balaenoptera musculus (blue whale)
Lineage: Eukaryota; Metazoa; Chordata; Mammalia; Artiodactyla; Balaenopteridae
Gene: CPA5
Product: carboxypeptidase A5
Exons: 10
Coding region: 1-1335 (444 amino acids)
Biological process (GO): proteolysis
Molecular function (GO): zinc ion binding; metallocarboxypeptidase activity
Source: RefSeq, a predicted model, not a curated record